Messenger RNA from Pundamilia nyererei, 3548 nucleotides. Its product is annotated as low-density lipoprotein receptor-related protein 8-like. NCBI's taxonomy places the organism in Eukaryota, Metazoa, Chordata, Actinopteri, Cichliformes, Cichlidae. Gene Ontology annotation, biological process: receptor-mediated endocytosis. Bases 101 to 2095 code for a protein of 664 amino acids. Gene Ontology annotation, cellular component: apical plasma membrane; signaling receptor complex; plasma membrane. The transcript is spliced from 13 exons. The record is from RefSeq and is a predicted model, not a curated record. Gene Ontology annotation, molecular function: calcium ion binding; protein binding; hormone binding.
ACGAAACAAGUACCAACUCGGAGACCUGACAGGUUGACAGGCUCGGCUCUUGCGUCAUAUUUGCGCGCCAUCUGCCUCGUUUCUGUGGAGGACGUUGAACAUGGGACACCUUGGAGCUGUAUUUCUUCUGGUCGUGGGUCUCUCCUUCUAUAUUUGGGGCGCUGCAAGUCACUUUGUGCCCGCCUGUCACCAGCAGCGAGAAUUCACGUGCAGCGAUGGCGCAUGCAUCUCCACCCUGAAGGUGUGUGAUGGACAUGCAGACUGUGAGGACCGAUCGGACGAACUCCACUGCAGCCAUGUGUGGUGCACCAAAGGUGAAUUUGCCUGCCAGAGCAGAAGGUGCAUAUCAAUGGAUUUCUUAUGCAAUGGUGUGGAUGACUGUGCCGAUGGGAGCGACGAGGCUUCCUGCAUGAACUGCACUGCUGGUUUCUUUUCCUGUGGGCCGUCUGAUGCCUGCCUGCCCAGAAACAGGGUCUGCGACAGGCAGACUGAUUGCAGAGAUGGACGUGAUGAGACCGAGGAGUUGUGUGGUUUAGCUCAAACCCUCCCGCAGGCGUCACCGAGAUGUGCUGCGUCAGAGUUUCCGUGCAAGAACGGUCACUGCAUCCGUCACGCCUGGAGGUGUGACCACUCAAAAGACUGCUCUGACGGCAGCGACGAGGAAAACUGCGAUCAGGACGAGUGUCUGGUCAAUAAUGGCGGCUGUUCUCAUCAUUGCGUGGAUCAGCCGAUGGGUUUCUUUUGCCGCUGCCCCGACAACAUGAAGCUGGUCAGGGACAGCCAGUGUGAGGAGGUGGAUGUGUGCCUAGAGAGGGACACAUGUGAUCAGCUGUGUGUUCACAAUAACGGCAGCCUUACCUGUGAGUGCCAGGAGGGCUACAGGACGAAUGCAACAACUGGAGAGUGCAAAGCUGAAGGAGAUGAAGCUCAGCUGGUCUUCACCAGUUCCAAAGGGAUCCAGCUGAAAAACAUCAGCAGGUCUGAGUACAUGGAACUGGCACCGCAUGUGCCGGGUCCCCUGGCUGUCAUGAUUUCUAAUCGCACACUGUACUGGGCCCAACAAGGAAGAGGCUCCAUUUACAGGAUCUCCUUGGAUAGAAAGCCACAGGAAGCUGUGUUGGUGCUGAAAGUUCAAGAUUCGGUAACCAGCAUGGUGGUGGAUUGGAUCCACCAACUUCUCUACUGGACCAGUAUAGAGAUGGGGUGGGUUAGCGUGGCCUUUCUGGAUGGUUCAGCUCAUCGUCGGCUCAUCACAGGGCUCGACAAGCCCUCCGCAGUGGCCGUGGAUCCUCUCCGAGGGCUGCUUUUCUGGGCAGAUUGUGGUGUCUCCCCAAAGAUCGAAAGUGCCGGUUUGGACGGCUGCGACAGAAAAGCUCUGGUCACUUCCUCAAUACGCCAGCCUGUAGCCAUCUCUCUAGAUAUGCCUCGGCAGCUGCUGUACUGGUUUGAUGAGGGAAUGAGAAGAAUCUCAAGAGUAAAUCUAGACGGUCGUCAGCGUAAAACGGUGGUGGAGUCUAAUGGCUAUCUGGACCGAGCGUUUGGACUGUCUGUGUUCGAGGGAUUUGUAUAUUGGAGUGACAAAGUUACGCGGUCCAUUUGCCGAGCAAACAAACACAACGGCACAGACCUCCAAGCACUUCUGUCUAACGUCACCUCGCCAGGUGGUGUGCUCAUCAUACAGCCUGUUCUCCAACCAAAAGGACCCUCUGUUUGUGGACGUCCAAGGGCAGUUUGCCAUCACAAGUGUGUCAUUGACUUGCUGACUCAGGGUCCAAAGUUCAGCUGUGUUUCUCCAGAAAUAGGAAGAAACAAAACAGAAGAAAUUCCUGCAAUCUCCCGUUCAGUUCCUGCAACAGCUUUAUCGGAUCCUACAUUUUUGGGAAUCCUUUCUCUGAUUGUGUUCCUCAGUGUCCUGCUGUUGGGAAUGGCUGCAUGGUGGUGGAGGAAAGAAUUCCAACCUUACAGAUCUCUCACUGUGCAGAGCUUCUCCCUGAAGGAAUCCCAGGACCCCCUCGUCAUUCAAGAGCCACCGAUGGGUUCAGACACACAUAUAGUCAAGGAAACUUUGCUUAAGCGGGACUUGGACGGUGAGUGAAGGUUUGACACAAGUGAUCAGCUGACUGGGUUUCUCCCGGUAAACCUGGUGGUGUUUUAACCCCUGGCAAAGACCUCAGAGCUGACAGGACAUCAAGGCAGCAAGCAGGCCCGGCUGAGAGUUCCAACUCCCCUGGAAGUUUAAAUCUGUGAUCUGGGAUAAAUAUCUGCAUUUGAAGAGGAGGAAAGUCCUUCACUUUUCAGGAUAUUUUUCACAUAGCUCUCGCAACUCACUUUGUUUUUGUUAAAGUCAUAGUUUAUUUACUUAAUGGUGAACAAGCACAUCCAGUUUCUUUUUCUUUAAGUAUGUCUAAGAAAUGUUCAUCAGGUUAACUGUUAAGGUCUUCACAUUUCCAUGUGAACUGAAGACGAGGUGAAAAUAUGUGUAUGAAGGACACUGGCAGUGAGAUCGUUCUGAUAAUUGACAACACAGUUUGCUGGUUUCUUUGAUAUGUUUUGCACUUUUGAUCAAAGAGAAUGAGCAAACUGUAGGAUGAGGUUUCACAGAUGAAAUUAUUUAGUCAGUAAUAUUUGUUCAUAUUUGUAUUUUAGUUUAGUUGCAUCGUUUUACUGAAUGUUUUGAAUACUUUUUGCCUCGUGUUCAAUUCACCAAACUUAACUCCAGCAGUACUACAAGUUUUACUUCCUCACAUCAAUCAGGAAUCAAGCGAGCAAAUGCGUUAAUUUAAUAGACAUUUAGUUUGGCACAUUUUAAAGAGCAUCACCAAAUGUAUGCAUGGUCCUGUUUACACACUUGGUGUGAAUCCUGCAGGGUACAAAGUGCAAAAGGUCACUCUUGUGUGUUUUCACAGACUGGAUUAAAGCUGAAAGUUAAAUAUUGAUCUAAAAAAUCCAUCCCUACCAGGAUGUUUGUUUUUUGUUUUUAAAUGGUCACCUUUUUUUUUCUUCGUCUUAGUUCGAUAAACCUUUGAGAGCUUUUCUCAGUGUUAGACCGCUUUCCUAUUUUCUACAAUAUAACAUCAACUAUCUAGCAGCCACUUUUGUGCAGCACACGUUUUAUUACCAGUUCAGAAGCUGGCUGAGUUAAAUAUUUCAACAUUCCUAACCCAGCUUAUGGCAUCAUUUGGAAUCUCAAUUCAGUUUAAAGUGACCUUAAAUAAAUACAUAAAGGGCUUUUUUUUCUUAGUCUAUUACCAACUGUUAGAAAACCUAUAACUGGUUUGGGGGUUUCUUCAUGUUUUUGUUUGUGUGUUGAUGCGGUUGAAUGGUUGACAUGCCUUAUCUGAUUUCAGUCUCUUGAUUUGUUUUUUCUGUUGGACCUUAAAAAAAAAGAUCUGUUGGUACAAACUGCUGACUUGUAUGAUUAGUAUUUAUUUUGGUGGGUUUAUUUAUUUUGCAGUAUAUUGUAGCUGCUUUAGUGCUGUCUCUGUACUUUACAUAAUUCUGUUAAUUGCUGUAAAUGAGUCAAAUAAAGAAUUUUAUGUUUUCCUACA